This is a messenger RNA of Cheilinus undulatus (humphead wrasse), 5332 nucleotides long. It is a transcript of the gene slc45a4b, whose product is annotated as solute carrier family 45 member 4b. The transcript is spliced from 13 exons. Gene Ontology annotation, biological process: transmembrane transport. Bases 775 to 3243 code for a protein of 822 amino acids. Gene Ontology annotation, molecular function: sucrose:proton symporter activity. Gene Ontology annotation, cellular component: membrane. The record is from RefSeq and is a predicted model, not a curated record. Lineage: Eukaryota; Metazoa; Chordata; Actinopteri; Labriformes; Labridae.
UAGUAAACCAGAUGGUCAGUUAGCUGGCAAAGGUUAGCCAAAUUGCUAACCCAAAGGGAGAGUUUUUAUUGUCAUGUUACCGAGAAUUUAACAAUGCGGAGUCACUUUGGCCUAACCUUGGCUGGGUAAAUUAAAAGGUUGCUGCAUGACUAAGUGGGUCUUGCGAGGUUUCUGAAUGCUUUGACCAUGACCUUGCAUGAAUGCAUGCACAACCUCUGCUGAAUCACACUCUCAACUUGCACAAUCCAAAUUCCAUUUAUGCAGACAAAUCACAGAAAAAACUUUUUCAGACCUUUUCAACUUACAAGCUUCCCACUGCAACCAGUAGCACACAUUUCACCACUCCCACCUCCUCUGCUUCUCCCCCACGCCUGCCUGCUACAUACCUUCGGGGCUGUGCAGAACUUCUCUGCUCUUCCUGAUUUUUUGUUUGUGCAAGCCACAGCGAGGAACACCACUGAGCUACUGAGCCAUGCCUAACAGUCCAUCUUGAUUUCCACGUGAUCAGAUGUAUGGAAUGUAUUUUACAGCAUCAUUUGGGGAUUAUAACAAUGACUUCUGUUUCAUUUAUUAACAGUUCUUUGAACCUGCAAGGUUCUGACCUGCAGAUAAUCUCAACCUUCUGGAUUUCUCUUUUUAACCAGGAAAAAAUCAGGAUGAAAACCAUGGGUGCUACAUGUUCUCUUCACAUAUAACGAGGAUAUUUCUGUUUACUUGUAUAUGAGAAGAUAUAUGUGAUACACACCAAGGGAUACAAGCUAUCCACCUGUAUAAAUGGUUCCCUUGAAGUCAAAUCAGAGUGUAAUGGGAGAGGAAGCAGAACAGAUAGCUUCAGGCCCUCCAGAGAAAAAGAAACUCAAGGAGGAAGAAGAAGACAGUGAGAAUGAGAUGGAUGUGGAGGUGGAAGGACAAGGUUUGAAGAUCCCUCUUCAUCGCUGGGUGAUGCACGGAGCAGUGAUGUUUGGACGGGAGUUCUGCUAUGCCAUGGAAACUGCUCUGGUGACACCAGUGCUGCUGCAGAUAGGUCUUCCUGAACAGUAUUACAGUUUAACCUGGUUCCUCAGUCCUAUCCUGGGUCUCCUCUUCACUCCUGUGAUUGGCUCAGCCAGUGACCGCUGUACUCUCCGAUGGGGCCGUAGAAGACCAUUCAUCCUGGCUCUGUGCGUGGGUGUGCUGCUGGGGGUGGCAUUGUUUUUAAAUGGAUCAUUAAUUGGCCUUUCUAUUGGCGACAGACCGAAUAGUCAGCCAAUUGGUAUUGUCCUCACUGUUCUGGGUGUGGUGGUGCUGGACUUCUGUGCUGAUGCCUCUGAGGGGCCAAUCAGAGCUUACCUCCUUGAUGUUGCUGACACUGAGGAGCAAGAUAUGGCCCUGAAUAUUCAUGCCUUCUCCGCGGGGCUUGGUGGAGCAGUGGGCUACAUGCUGGGAGGUCUAGACUGGACUGGUACAGCUCUGGGCCGAGCAUUUAAAUCCCAAGAGCAGGUCCUCUUCUUGUUUGCAGCCGUCAUCUUCAUCAUCUCUGUCAUACUGCACAUGCUCAGUAUUCCCGAGAAACCUUUAAUCCCAUCACAGCAACUUAAAGUCACGGGGAGUGGUGAAUCUACCAGCCAAAUAUCUUUAAGGCCUGUUAGCCGCACACCUCCUUUACUGGAUGUAAUUGCAGAGGAUGACGGGUUUCCUAGAGCCCCCUUCCGCGAUGACAAUGAAUCUGACUCUGAAGAAGAGGGAAUUGACUUUCUUGCUGUGGAGCGAGUGCGGAGUAAAAGCGAUUCGGUGUUGGCUAUGCCAGAUGCUACAAUCGAGUUGGAUCCUGACCUUGACCCAGACAGACAGCUCUUUCUGCCAGAGGUGCACCACUUUUUACCAGAAGUGCAGGGCGAGCUGGAUGAUGAUGCUUUCAAACCAUCAGACAGCAGUACUGAGCCGUCACAUCCUGCUGGUGGACUACAGCCUGUUGCUGAUGGGAUGGUGAUCUUACUGCCUGUAGAUCCAGACAGCUCUACGCUAAAGGAUUCAAAGCACAGUCAUCCCUCUGUUCUUAAAAUCAGUUCUGGUUUAGCAGACUCCCAUCUGACAAAACAGAUCAAGGCUGCCAAUGGUGUCAAUGCAAUUAAAGGCAAUGGCUCUAACAGGCUGCUGACCCGGCCCUCAAACUCAGCUGUGCCAUCACGGCCUCACCCCCACACCUUCUACAGACAACCUUCCUUUACUUUCUCUUACUAUGGACGAGUGGGAUCCCAGCGCUAUCGACUCAGGCGGACAGCACCUUUAAGUCCUCGGCCAAUCACCACCUCUCGCAGUCUGAAUGAUCUGACUGAACUUCAGCGUCGUGCCGACAGGCGAGAACUGCAGCUUUCAGCCAGCAGUCUCUCAUCAGAGGGCUCUAGCAUAGAGGAGGCAAGCAGGGGUGCUACUGUACGGCUGCUGUGGUUGUCCAUGUUGAAGAUGCCUCCACAGCUGUGGAGAUUGUGUGUGUGUCACCUUCUUACAUGGUUCUCCAUUAUCGCUGAAGCUGUGUUUUAUACUGAUUUCAUGGGGCAAGUUAUCUACCACGGAGAUCCACAGGCACCAUCUAAUUCCACAGAGCUCCAAAACUAUCACAGAGGAGUACAGAUGGGCUGCUGGGGACUGGUGGUGUAUGCUGCUACUGCUGCUGCCUGCUCUGCCAUCCUUCAGAAGUACCUGGAUAAUUUUGAUCUGAGCAUUAAGGUUAUCUACAUCGUUGGGACUCUGGGAUUUUCAAUAGGAACUGCUGUUAUGGCAAUCUUCCCCAAUGUUUAUGUGGCCAUGAUCAUGAUCAGUGGCAUGGGCAUCAUCUCCAUGAGUAUCUCCUACUGUCCCUAUGCAUUACUUGGGCAGUACCAUGAAAUUAAAGAGUACAUUCAUCACAGCCCGGCAAACACUAGGAGAGGGUUUGGCAUUGACUGUGCUAUCUUAUCCUGCCAGGUCUAUAUCAGCCAGAUUCUGGUUGCAUCGGCCCUCGGAGCUGUGGUCGAAGCAGUUGGCAGUGUGCGUGUCAUUCCAGCUGUGGCCUCUGGGGGCUCCUUCCUCGGCUUCCUUACGGCCUGUUUCCUCAUCAUCUAUCCUGAUGUGGAGCCAAGCAGCUCCGAGCAGGACCAGGCUGUGGUUUGUGGUGGUUUACCUGGAGAUUCAAAUGGAGAAAAGGUUAGCGGGCAGAGGGUGGCUCUGCUGGGCCUCACAGAUGGAGACAGUUUGAAGAAAACAGAGAAUCACUCUGUUGCCUGAGUAUGAACAUGCAAAGAAUUAUCCUCGCUGUGUACAAGUCACAGCAUGUGGGGAUUACCCCAGCUGUUCAGACUUGAUGGUCAGUGCCUUUCUUAAGGAACAAAGACAAAGUAAAAGUCAGAAAGUUGGUGACUUGUCUGCAGAAAGCUGGGUUGGAUGUUUUUGGAUGGAUGAUCUUCCCAGAGCAUAAAACUAACAAAAACUCUCUUAGGCUGCUCUGCUUGAAUUUUCUACCUCAUUCCUAAAAAGAAUAAAGGUUUGAAUGGUGAGAGACGUAAGCCAUUGAUAAACAACAAGCCACAUGACACUGAAUUUGUCAGAUUUUAUUGAGACAAGGUUAGUUUAGGCUACUGAAACAAAUGUUCGCUUGAAUUACAAAACAAAGCGGGAAGCACACAGAGCACUUUCUGUCUCACUACUGAACAUACUGUAACCCUGGGGCAGCAGAAUGACGUAAACUGUGACUUUUACUUCAGCUGCUCCAUAUUUACUAGAAGACAAUCGUCAAUUUGUCAAAAUGACACUUUUUAUACUUCUUUCGAUUUUGUUGACGGAUACAGAUGUAUUUGUUCCAGGUUUUAAUAGGAUUUUUCAUUAUAAAUUGUGUUUCAUAAAAAGAUAAAGCCUUUUACUAUUGCUGUGUAUUCAAGUAUUUUUUUUAUUUUAUUUUCAACUUUUUAACCCACUUAAGAUGUUGAUUUCUGUUAAAAAGCAGGCUAGUGUGUAGAUAAAGUGCCCUUUUCUGUUUUUACUUUGCCUGUACUGAAACUCUGAAGCCCUUAACGCCAUUUCACUCAUUGGUUUGUUAUGAGACAUGGAAAAUUUUAACAAUAUUUAUUCAAAUAAUGACACAAGCAUUUUUUUUAAUCUUGGUAUAUGAAACAUAACUUCAACUGGUUUUGGGUUUCAGUGUUAUUUGUAAAACAGGGUGGUGCUUAUAUUGACUUUGAAUUAUUUUUAAAAGUGUUAUGAGAAAUACAUUCCUUACAGAGUUAAAUGUUAGAUAUAUUCAAAAUGUUCAUCAUUGCACAUUAGUGAAAUCAUUUUAUGCACUACAACAUAGAAAAAUACUUUUUUGUUUUUCACAGCUGUCUAAGUUAAGACAUAUAGCUCCCAUACUGCCAUGCUUCUGUCUACCUCAGAAUAACAACAAAAGAUAUAGCAGCUAGACUGUAGAUUAUUUGUGGGAUCACUGAGCAGCCAGCAAAGUCAUUUGCAGUGUCUCUGACAUAUUUUAGCACAUUAGCAGUACAGUGUGCACAGCGUAUUAACCCACAGACUUGUUAUCAAAGCGUCUUUCCAUGAGAAUUUUUUUAUUUGCUGUGUACCUUAAGCUUGCUCAAAAAAGCACAACUUCUUCAAUUAGAAAACUCACAAAAGUUAUGCUGCAUUUUUCAAUGUAGCAUGGAGCAACUACAAUGAAAGGCCAUUGACUGAUCUAUGCAAUCUUGAAGUCCCCUUUGUUUGGAGUUUUAUAACCAAAUGAACCUAAAGGAGUAACAGAGGAACUUCUCAGUUCAUUUUCCUGGCUGAAAAGUUUUUUUUCAGCUCAGUGGAAACAAGGCCUUAAAUUAGGUCAUUGUGAAAUCACUUCACAGAUUUCUUUCCACAACAUAAUAUUGUCUUCUUUCAUGACUUGGCUGAGAACAAGAAAUCUUUUGUCAUACACUCUUGAGACUUGAAGUUCUAAAGGCACUAUGUGUCCACAGCCUGACUAACCAGAAGUAUAAAGGUUUUGGAUCACCAAUUUAAAGGGAUAGUUUUUUUGAGAACCAAAAAUAUGUAAUUUUCACUUUUGUCAUGUAAAUAAUUUACAGAUUAUACUUGAGUGCUGUUGUGGUCUUUGGAAACUGUUCUCAGUCUUUAAAAUGUGCCUUUAACAAACUGGCAUGUUAAAGCUAUUUUGAUUUUAUGCUGAUAUUAGGACUUGGUUGAGGCUGAUAAUCAAUGUUUUGGUUUGAAAGUCGAUCAAUGAUGUUUUGUUUUUGUGAUUGGUAGUUUUCUUUGCUGCUGUACAGAGUUUAUACAAAGAAAACCAAGUAUUUUGUAGCAAUUUUUUGAAGACAAAAUACAAAGAAUGCACCUUCUU